Saprolegnia parasitica CBS 223.65 is the source of this 603-nucleotide messenger RNA. RefSeq lists its product as hypothetical. Lineage: Eukaryota; Oomycota; Saprolegniomycetes; Saprolegniales; Saprolegniaceae. Gene Ontology annotation, molecular function: calcium ion binding; calcium-dependent protein serine/threonine phosphatase regulator activity. The coding region runs from base 1 to 603 and encodes 200 amino acids. The record is from RefSeq and is a predicted model, not a curated record. The transcript has 4 exons.
AUGGUGACGGGCGGAAGGAGCCGCCAUCAGGUCUCGUUUGUGGCAGCCGGCGACGGGAAGUCGCUGCGAUCGUUGCGCAACGAGCGCAAGAACAUUCUCGAGGAGUUCGCGCAAGACAACAAUAUCAAGCCCGAGUCGGUCAAGAAGGCCUACAAGCGGUUCCAAGCCACCGACAAGGACGGGUCGGGGCAGAUUGACUACACCGAAUUCUGCGAAAUCAUGCUUGUGGACCCGUCGCCGCAGUGCGAGAAGCUCUUCCAGCUCUUUGACAACGACAAGGUUGGCCGCAUCGACGUGCGCGAGUUUAUGAUCAGUCUCUCCAACUUCACGGGCGCCGAAAAGGAAGAGAAGCUCAAAUUUGCCUUUAUGAUCUUCGACGAAGAUGGCAACGGCGUCUUGACCAAGCACGAGCUCAUGCGCAUCUUGAAGGCGAAUCACAUGGCUUCCAACGAGUCCGAGGUCGCACGAAAAGCAGACACAAUCAUGUCCCAAGGCGAUAAGGACGGCGACGGUGUUAUUUCAUUUGACGAGUUCGCCCUCGUGAGCAAGAAGUUUCCCAACAUUCUCUUCCCCGCCUACACCCUCACGCAGCAAGCUGUAUAA